UUUCCAGGAGACAAGUCGGAGCGAGACCGGCGGCUGCAGACCAAGAUGACAACCAACCUGAUCAUGGCCAGAGACAGACUCAGGUCCUUAGUGGAGCUUCUCUCCGUCUCCGGGGCUCAGCCGGAGGUCUCCAACCCCGCCCACCGUCCUUCUCUGCUUCGUUCGGGGACGUCUGUCCGGCCCGGCGCCGUCCCCAGGAAGAGAGACUCUGUCCCUGCACCAACCGGGCGCCCAAAGACGUCCUCCUUGUCCUCGGGGGUUGUCCCUCGCUCCGUGCUGCUCGGUCCCCAGCGCCCCCCCGCCCACGCUAACAGCAACAGCCAGGACAGAACCAGUCGCCGCAGCGCUGCGGUACGGGUCCCGCCGCCGCCGCCGUUGGAAAAGAACGACACAAAGAAGAACCUGAAGAACGUAGACGGGAAGCUCGCCGACCUCAUCCUGACCGAGAUCGUAGACCG
Molecule: messenger RNA, 458 nt
Organism: Etheostoma cragini (Arkansas darter)
Lineage: Eukaryota; Metazoa; Chordata; Actinopteri; Perciformes; Percidae
Product: spastin-like
Exons: 3
Source: RefSeq, a predicted model, not a curated record